This is a messenger RNA of Bursaphelenchus xylophilus (pine wood nematode), 1149 nucleotides long. The record is from the annotation of a GenBank genome assembly. NCBI's taxonomy places the organism in Eukaryota, Metazoa, Nematoda, Chromadorea, Rhabditida, Aphelenchoididae.
AUGCCGGUAUUCGCGUGGUUGAUUUUCGCUACCGUUACCUUGAGCUAUGGUAAGUCAGUGCAAGCCUGGCCAUACCGAUACGAAAGGGACUACGUACAUAAGUCACAGAGUUAGCACUUUUUCAUUUGCUCGGUGACAACUGUUUGUCCAACAAUUCUAAUUCUGAUUUCAUUUCAGGUAGUCCUUUCGAGGAGGACUUGUGUUAUCGUGGUUCCAGUCAAUCCCCGAUCGACAUUACAACGGACCAUGUAACCUACACAACCCAUGACCCUUUGAAUUUGGUAAAUUUCAACAGUACGGGCCCCGUGAUGCUGGAAAACCAAGGCCACACACGUAAUUUUAAUCCCAACAAAUGAUGUUCUGUUUUCAGUUGCAAUUACUGGGUUCCCCAAGUGGAAGAGCCAGCCGUACAUCUUUGAUGGACUUGAAAAUUCAACAUCGCCGAGAUAUUACUUGGACAAUAUUCAUUUACAUUGGAGUGACAGAUCGUGGACGGGGAGCGAACAUCGGAUUAACGGAGUGCAUUUUGCUGCCGAGGUAAGGGUAAUGCGCAUAUUAUAACAUGAAUUUGAGGUUCAUUACGUGUUUGUCGGUGAGCCUAAUGUACAAGGAUCCAAACCAAAGCAUGUUAUGGCCGUUUUGCUACGGGAAUCGUCUACUAGUGGGGUGUUAUGGGACUUGGAAAGACAUUAUCAGCAUGUCAUGAAUAAAGGUGGGUGGUUAAAAAAUCUUGCAUUUUGAGAAGGAUUUACGUCGUUAGAUCUUGGAAAAAACAGGAAAAAACCAGAAAGCAUUACCUUUAUUUAAGCGAGUCUAAUCUUAAAAGUUUCCUCACUUUUUAGAUGAAGAACUCCUCAUACACAACGGCACAACGGCAAUGACCUUUUUGCCGCACAAACUCGACCAUUUCUACCGCUACGUGGGAUCGCUGACUACUGCUCCUUGCACCGAAGGCAUUAUUUGGACUGUGUUGGCAACGCCGGCCAAGAUUCUUAUUCAUCAGGUAAGGCGAUUAUAUACGAUAAAGCUGUUUUAUUUUAGCUGAAUGGCCUUCGAAAGAUUCAAAUCGAAAACCAACUUGGUGAUAACGUUGGGAAUUCUCGAGGGACGGUAGCGUUGAAUGGCCGGCCGAUCUAUUUUAGGAUUUGA